CGUAAAAUCAAGAUAAUUAGCGUCACGAUAAUUGUUUUUAUUCGAGUAUCAACGCUACGCGGACUCAACGAAUCGACGAAUCGACCGGUGUGAGAAUAACUUAGUUCGUGCGCGCGAACAAGUCGAGCGUCUUUUGCUUCCCGCGCGAUUCUGCGAGGCCGCUUCCGAUUGGCCGACAGCCGCCGCGGCGGCCAAUGACGGCGCGGCUUGGAGAUGGUGACGUAGCGUUUAAAGCGCCGUACGUGCCGAGUUGCGCCCGCGGUCGCCAUGCCAUGCGACCGUCCCGCGUUUGACAGGCCCCGUUUCGGGCGGUUCGCGCCUUCCGCGACGAGGUAAAGUACGAUCGCGCGCGUCGUUAACGCGCGUCGACGGACGCGUCGCGACGCCACAGUGUCGCCAAAGUGCGCGAGUGCUUGUGCCGCGAGUGACGCAACGAGUAACCGUGUUCCUGGCGAUGGGAUCCGCUGGCUCCCGCGCCACGACGACGACGAGGACGACGGUUAGCGGUUGGAUACGGCGAUUGCAGCUCCAACAAUGACGUUUUUGGAGCAAGACGGAUGAGAGGACGAUAGCCUAGUGGAGCACUAUUCGUCCUUGAUUAUGACGCAGCGUUGCCACGGAUUUGGCGAUAUAUCGACGAAAAGUGACAAGACAAAGAAGAUUGUUUCUUUCGAAAUUGACCACGUUUUCCCAAAACGAUGACUGCCGAAAGUGUUGGAGAAGAUUUAUCGUUUGAGACGAAUCUAUCCCUUACGACUCUUGCUGUACAGGAUGUGGUUUACAAAGGGGAAGGAAACGCCAAUAUCGUUAUCGCAUUACCUCACGAGCGCAGAGUAAUACGAUUCCGGAAGUCGCUGCCGGACGAGGUUUCACCGGACGGCGGCAAAACACGCGUGCAACGGGAGGUGUGGUACGCCAGAAACGUGGUUUCCUGUUUUUUGGGCUCUUACGCGCAGAUCCCUCAAAUUGUUCGUUGCGAUGCAGCUGAUGUAGCCAGAUUGUCAGAUGCCAUCCGCCCUCAUCGUCCAGAGAAACGCCAACACAAAGUAAUCACAGACACGUACGCCACAAAGUUUCCGGAUUACACGUUCCUGGAUUUGCGGUUGGGAAUCGAUGAAACCGUGUUUCGAAGUCAUUCGACGUUCUGCGUGGAGAUAAAGCCGAAACAGGGAUACUUGCCAAAGGCGGAGCGGAAAUUUCCCGUAUGCCCGUAUUGCCUCAACCAGUAUGCCAAGCUGCGUAAGGAAGACAUUGCCGCUCGUAGCAAUUAUUGUCCGUUCGAACUGUUUUCUGGAGCGGAAGCGCGCAUGAAAACUGCUGUGAAGGAACUUCUGAGGUCACCGCAAAAUAACCUGAGAAUCUUUAAGGACGGCGUCGUCGUCUACAAUCAAGAAUCGUCGCUCAACGAUCUCGAGGACGUGCUGAACGAAUGGCUUCGGAAUGCGGCGAGCAACGAGCGAGCUCGACGCUCGAACAUCGACGAGUUUUGCAGUUUGGUGUACGCCGCCCUUACGCGGCCUUUCGCACGAGAGCAGCUGGAAGAGUCAUCCAUCGCUUGCUGUAAUUUUCUCCUAUCCGCGAACCAAGCUCCGACAUUCUGCGCCGAACCGGACACAGUCGCGAGAGCUGAACGCUACCUUCGCCUUGCGGGAAAGAAUUGUAAUUUCAACGGCGAUGAACUGCCGAGAAACUCGGUACUGGAGCGAAUUCGAAACAUGCAGCAGUUGUCUUACGUGAAUACCAAUUACAUUUACGGCAUUUAUUCCGACGUUGCAUCGUCACUGAAUGACGAUACGAUAUAUGACGAUUUGAUGAAAUUACGAGACGAGACUCACGUCAGCGCAAUCUUUCAUGCUUUACCCGGCAAAUUUAUGAAUGCCGUCAUUCAGAAGACAAAAUACAUGAAAGAAGUCAAUUCUGAAGCGCUUCUUGAAAGCAACAAUGUUGCAAGAGAAUACGAUGGCAAUUCUAAAGAAAACAGUGCCAGUUCAAAGUGUAUCUUAUCUUCUAAUGUCAAGAGAAUAGUCGUAAAUGGCGAUUUCACGUCGCAAAUAGAAAUUAGUGCCAACCUAGAUUCGCGUCGGUUAUUUUAUGGAGACACGAGUUUGCAUAAUCAGAAAACUAGUGACGAUGACGAGCAAGAGACAAAUAUGCAGAUUAUCGCCAAACAUUUAUCGAUGUUACGAAAUUAUCUUUUAUUCGCCACUGCCAGAGAUUGCUCGAUAUUAAUGACCUUCCGCGAAUUGCAUCCGGAAAAUUUGUCAAAAGUGCCCAUGGAAAAUACGAUUAAGCUUUCGGAGCAACUGUAUUUCUUAAGCAGUGUCAGAGUCUCGGAUUUGGAUCCAAAAAGUGUUCAUUCCAUCAAGAAACAUCGACAACGAGAUGUGGAUAUUUUUGAUUCCGUAAUUUCUUUAUUGGAAGAUGUAGAUGAUUGCCAGAGAAACGAUGCCAGUAAUAAUACAGUAUAAACAGAAUACAUAUACAUACACACACACACACAUAUGUAUAAAUACAAAGAAAGAGUCUAUAUGAGCACUUAAUUGACGAUAUACUAAUCGAUCACUGUUGUUUCUAAUGAAAAGUAUUUUUUUAACUAACCAAUCAAAUUUCAAUUUCAAUCCCUUUCUACAACAUUAAGUAGAUUCUUCAUAUAUUGUGUAAUAUAUAUAAUUAAAUAAGAAGAGAGUUAUCUUUUUCAUAGAGCUUAAUGUAUCUUAGAAAUUACUUUGGAUAUAACAAAUAAUAAG
This is a messenger RNA of Camponotus floridanus (Florida carpenter ant), 2747 nucleotides long. It is a transcript of the gene Ipk1, whose product is annotated as inositol-pentakisphosphate 2-kinase. The coding region runs from base 699 to 2468 and encodes 589 amino acids. The transcript is spliced from 9 exons. NCBI's taxonomy places the organism in Eukaryota, Metazoa, Arthropoda, Insecta, Hymenoptera, Formicidae. Gene Ontology annotation, cellular component: nucleus. The record is from RefSeq and is a predicted model, not a curated record. Gene Ontology annotation, molecular function: ATP binding; inositol-1,3,4,5,6-pentakisphosphate 2-kinase activity. Gene Ontology annotation, biological process: inositol phosphate biosynthetic process.